AUUACCCGCGAUUGAGGAUUGAAGUUUGAGUUUUAUUUGUUUAAGUUCUUAGCACAACCACAGAGGGCACAUUGUACGGAGGCAUGACUCGUAAACGAAGGAAUCAUGGUAGGUCGAAGAAAGGCCGAGGUCAUGUUGGCUUCAUACGUUGUACAAAUUGUGGUCGAGCAUGUCCUAAAGAUAAAUCUGUAUGGAAACUAGUGACACGAAGUAUGGUAGAAGCCGCCGCCGUUAAAGAUUUGGAAGACGCGUCGGUGUAUGGCAAAAACUACGCCGUCCCCAAAUUGUACGUCAAACUUCAAUACUGUAUCAGUUGUGCCAUCCACAGUAAAGUUCUUCGAAAUCGUAGUCGGGAAUCAAGGCGUCUCAGAAGGAUUAUAGUUAAACCUCGGGUUAAGUUCACACGCCCUAUUGCUCCAAGGGCAUGAUUGCAUGAAUAAAUUUUUAUUCAUUGGACUUUGCCUUUUGAUUUUUGUCAGAAAGUUGUGUUUGUUGGUCAAAAUCCGUCACUCCUAUUAUUCCUGACAUGAAUGCGUAUGGUUUAUUUGGUCUCAGAAUUCCUAUCUGUUGUUUAGAGUAAACAUUUUUUACUAGGCAGUUGUCAUUCAUUCGAUUGUAUUCGUUGUUUCGUAAAUACAUUGUUCUUUAAGAUGUUGACAUAUAA
Molecule: messenger RNA, 664 nt
Organism: Schistosoma bovis
Lineage: Eukaryota; Metazoa; Platyhelminthes; Trematoda; Strigeidida; Schistosomatidae
Source: the annotation of a GenBank genome assembly